Messenger RNA from Geodia barretti, 882 nucleotides. NCBI's taxonomy places the organism in Eukaryota, Metazoa, Porifera, Demospongiae, Tetractinellida, Geodiidae. The record is from the annotation of a GenBank genome assembly.
GUUACCUUGAUAGUGAGAACUGACCAAUCAGAUUGCGUGUCGUAAGACCUACUCAGCCAGUACUAAUCUGAACUGUGACGACAUCAUAUCCCGCGUAUCGACAUCAUAGUGCAGAACCAAUCAGUGACCUGGACAAUCGAAGGGAGAGUGGGUUGCCCUUUGUUUUGCCUAUCUUCAGGACUCCGAGGAAGUUGCCUUGGUUCUCCUCGCCUGGUACCACACCCUCCCCUUGGUCCAUCACCAUGACAACCACCAAUUUCAGGUAAUGUACUCGUGUUCUGGUGACAAGGAGAAACAGACCGUCAAUUACUCCCUCCUGGUUCGUUUCCAUGUCGACGACCUCGUGGAUAACACGUCCGUGGACGUCUCCGAAGAAAACGUGGUCGUCGUGGUAACAAAAGCUGCCGACAACCAGAGGGAGUGGGCGUGGUUUGAGGCUGGUGUCAACUCCCAAUCUACUCGGAGGAAGAUGUUUCUGACAGAGGAGGGCGUGGCGAGUGGUGAGGAGGAAAUGAGACGAGACUGCGACCCUUGGAGGUCUGGUUCAGAGUUCUCAGAGGUCAAAGUCUCCUCGUCCUCAGACAAAGAGUUGGUGCUGGAACUGAAGAAGACGGGUCAAGGUUCAGAACGUGGUGCUGAGGAACGGAAUGGAGACACUGUGGAUCGGAACAGAGACAGGACUGAAGAUAAGGCAGAGGAGUCGCCAGCUACUGGGAGUGAUCAGAAUGGAGACUGUGUUAGAGAAACUGAGAUCAAACGUGGACAUGAGACUCGUGAUAUUCAUCUCACCAACGACUUACUCUUUAAUCUCGAUUGAUUAUGAUCACACUUGCCCCAUAUAGUACCUCUGCAGUGCAUGGGAGAGUUUAUAGUGCAGAUAGG